AUGCUCGUCUAUUCUCCGAAUGACGUCCUCUCGGAACUUGAUUCGAUGAUUGCGCUCUAUGACAAACAGGAGGUGUCUCCGACACGAAUACAACAAGAUGGUGCUCUAAGGGGAGAGAAAGGACUGUCUAUUCCUCGCGUGUUCCAAAAGAUUUGGACAACCGAGGGCAAAUUAGCAUUGUGGAGAGGCACUGGAGCUACUCUUGCAAGGAAUGUUCCCGGCGUCGCGUUGUACUAUACGUCUCUCCAACAAGUACGAUACACAUUUGCAGCCGUAUUCCCUUGGGCUGUUGCGUCGCAGAAAACGACGCAGGCCGCGAAUGGAAAAGUGUCGACGUUGCCAGUGCUCAGCCAUGGAGGGAACAUGGCCGCAGGAGCACUGACGCGUACAGCAAUUGGACUCGUAUUGAAUCCCUUGACGAUUGUCAAGGCGCGGUUCGAGAGUAACUAUUACUCGUACAAUAGCAUCACGCAAGCUGUAAUGUCCCUGUCACGAGAGGGGCCACGCAUGCUCUUCCAGGGCUUUACAGCGACUGCGCUCCGGGAUGCACCUUAUGCCGGUAUAUUCCUCGUGGUAUACGAAGGAUUCAAGCAGCAAUUGGAGGCGAACUUGAGACUUGAACAAUUUAUGUACACGACCCGUCCGACGACGCGCACGACCCGUAGAACAGACGCCUCUAGCCCAACGCCCGCGAGUGGUCCCCUGGACAGUACACACACGAGCUCUAUGACGCCCAGAACAGCCGCGACACGCGCUCCUCACCGUGUGACUGUGCGCAAGACGGCGCAGCAGGUGAACAGGCUCCAGGAGCUGUGGCAGCAGACGACGACGCCGACAAAGGAACAGCGCGAGCAGAUUGCAGAUGAGAUUGGACUUGAUGUCCGCAUUGUAUCCACCUGGUUCAGAGACGAACGAUCAAAGCUCACCAGGCAACGAGCAGAGCAACAGCGCGCAGAGCGAAACGCCGCCGUCGCCUCGUCGACCGUCUCGGGCCCUAUUCGCUCAGCUCGCAUUGCAACAGCAGCCACGACAGCGACCCGUAGAUUCCAGUCUGAUGGGCCCUCUGAAUUGGACGAAGACGACGAGCACCAGCAGCAGCACCAGCAGCACCAGCAGCAGGCGCCGCUCCCGCCUCUGUUCGACAGGCACACUCACCACCAUCACCAGCGCGCGUCUCCAGUGACCGCGACGACACCUAGGCUAUCCUUUACAAAGAGCCCCCGUUUCUCACCUUACCCGCUCUCCCCAGCAAGGCCCGGAGGCGCUGCGGCCACGAUGGCGGCUGCGUCGUCGAGCAUGAGGCCUGCGCCGCAACGCCAGCACCAACAGCAUGCGUUGGACACCUUGGUCCGUCCCUCGAUGCCGAUCGACAUUCAUCGCCCGGCCCAUCACCGCAAUCAGCUCUCGGACAGUGAAUCGACCUAUGGUUCACCCGGUACGUACGCCUCGCGUCUGCCUCACCAGCCUCUGUCUGCAUACGCAUCGUCACUGACUAUGUCCUCCAUCAUUCCAGGCUUCCCCCGCCAGUCUGUACCAGCUCCGUCAGUGGCGUCAAGUGAGGAUACGUCUGAGGAUGAAUUGGACGACGAGGACGAAGCGCGAUCCGACCUCUUGGGUUAUCGAAUGAUGCACGACGUGCGCGACUAUUCACCCCGCACUCCUUCCCAUAUGCCAUCCUCACUCCCUUCUCCACGCGUUAUGCAUGCGCCAUCGACAAGCAUACCGUCUGGCGGUCUCCCUCCGAUUUCGACCCUCGGUCUCGGCGUCCAUGGCUCGUCGUUUUCCCCCCUCCCGCACACAAAGACCUUGCCACAGCUCUCGCCCUUCCGGACGCCCAUCACCCUCCCGACCGACAGCGGAAAGACGUUUACGAUCGAACCUCUGCCCAUCAUCACGGGCCCUCAACCGGCCAGAGACAGUUCAUGGCGCUGGAACUAUUACGACAAGGUCUCGAGCAUGCGCCAGACACUCUCUGGCAAGCUGUACGCACAUGACCCCGUCAAGAGCUCAUCGACUGUCCCCAGCCACAUGAGACGGGCAGAUGACUCUGACGAGGAAGACGAACUCCUUUCGGAAGAGGGUCCGUCUCCCAUCUCGUCUCCCCUCUUCCGACAUACCCGACUCGACAGCAGCAGCAGCACGGGCGGGAGCAUGUUUGACCGGCUCGGCGGCUUGUUUACGGGCAGUGGUGGUACUGGCAAGAAGCAGCUCUUUGCCUCUUCGACCGCCAAUGGCGACAAGACGAUGUAA
Messenger RNA from Serendipita indica DSM 11827, 2250 nucleotides. NCBI's taxonomy places the organism in Eukaryota, Fungi, Basidiomycota, Agaricomycetes, Sebacinales, Serendipitaceae. The record is from the annotation of a GenBank genome assembly.